Molecule: messenger RNA, 3180 nt
Organism: Scleropages formosus (Asian bonytongue)
Lineage: Eukaryota; Metazoa; Chordata; Actinopteri; Osteoglossiformes; Osteoglossidae
Product: E3 ubiquitin-protein ligase MARCH6
Exons: 26
Coding region: 293-3040 (915 amino acids)
Biological process (GO): ERAD pathway
Cellular component (GO): endoplasmic reticulum membrane
Molecular function (GO): zinc ion binding
Source: RefSeq, a predicted model, not a curated record
CAUUUCUGUGCGUGGCUGUUGCAGAUCCUACGUUUAGCCAUCGGUGCCCGGUUACAUUUAACCUUAUACAAUGUCGGUAAGUUUAGCAGUGCCCCCUUCUCUCCGGGGAUAAAUCGACUGGUAGGGCGCAGAACAAAGCUUAGCCCUACGAGCCGGCCCAUCGGCGUUGAAAGUGCGGCUCUGAUGGUUUUUGGAGCGGCUCUGACGGGCAGUCCGGCGCUCGCCGUGCCGAUGUGCUCGGCGUCCGGCUGAAGUAAGUGCUGACACGGGCACUGCGCCGUCGCCACACAAGAUGGACACCGCCGAGGAAGCUGAUAUAUGCAGGGUCUGCCGGUCUGAAGGGACACCGGACAAGCCGCUCUACCACCCCUGCGUCUGCACUGGCAGCAUCAAAUUCAUCCACCAAGAAUGCUUGGUUCAGUGGCUGAAGCAUAGCAGGAAAGAAUACUGCGAAUUAUGCAAGCAUAGGUUUGCUUUCACGCCAAUUUAUUCCCCAGACAUGCCUUCUCGGCUUCCUAUUCAGGACAUUUUUGCAGGACUGGUGACGAGUAUUGGCACUGCCAUUCGGUACUGGUUCCACUACACACUUGUGGCCUUCGCCUGGUUAGGUGUAGUUCCGCUCACAGCAUGUCGUAUCUACAAGUGUCUGUUUACUGGCUCUGUGAGCUCCCUGCUGACACUGCCCUUAGACAUGUUGUCCACAGAGAACCUACUGGCAGACUGCUUACAGGGGUGUUUCGUCGUGACAUGCACUCUUUGCGCAUUCAUCAGCCUGGUGUGGCUGCGCGAGCAAAUCGUCCAUGGUGGUGCUCCACAGUGGCUGGAGCAAAAUUUUGAGCAGGGAGCCAAUGCAGGUGGACAGCCCAAUGAGGCCCCUGAUGCAGAUAAUGCCCCAGCAGAGAAUGAGCCCCCAGCCGAUAUCCCCCCUGCUGAGAAUGAGGGGGCAGCUGGGAACCCUGAUGAUCAUCUGGAAGGGGCAGAAGACUUGGAUGGAGAUGAUGAGGAGGAGGAGGAGGAGGAAGAUGAUGAUGUGGCUGGAGAGGAAGAUGCAGCAGAUGCCAACAAUGGUGCCCAAGAUGACAUGAACUGGAAUGCAUUGGAAUGGGACCGGGCUGCUGAGGAGCUCACCUGGGAGAGGAUGCUUGGACUUGAUGGCUCCUUGGUGUUUCUGGAACAUGUCUUUUGGGUUGUUUCACUCAACACACUCUUCAUCCUUGUGUUUGCGUUUUGUCCGUAUCACAUUGGACACUUCUCUGUCGUGGGUCUUGGUUUUGAAAGACAAGUCCAAGCUUCACACUUCGAAGGCCUGAUCACCACAAUAGUAGGCUAUGUUCUACUGGCUGUGACACUAAUAAUGUGUCAUGGUUUGGCAGCUCUAGUGAGAUUCCAGCGGUCGCGACGUCUCUUAGGGGUUUGCUACAUUGUUGUAAAGGUUUCCUUGUUGGUGGUUGUGGAGAUUGGUGUCUUUCCCCUCAUUUGUGGCUGGUGGCUGGAUAUAUGCUCCCUGGAAAUGUUUGAUGCCUCUUUGAAAGACAGAGAAACGAGUUUCGACUCGGCCCCAGGAACAACCAUGUUUCUUCAUUGGCUUGUGGGAAUGGUUUACGUCUUCUACUUUGCUUCUUUUAUUCUCUUACUGCGGGAGGUACUAAGACCUGGUGUCUUGUGGUUUCUGAGAAACCUGAAUGAUCCUGAUUUUAAUCCAGUUCAAGAAAUGAUUCAUCUACCCAUAUACAGACAUCUCAGAAGAUUUAUUUUAUCAGUGGUUGUGUUUGGUUCCAUUGUCCUUCUCAUGCUGUGGCUGCCCAUCCGAAUAAUCAAAGUUGUUUUACCAAGCUUCCUUCCCUACAACGUAAUGCUGUAUAGUGAUGCCCCAGUAAGCGAGUUAUCGCUGGAGCUACUGCUUCUGCAGGUGGUGUUGCCUGCGCUGUUGGAGCAGGGCCAUACUCGCCAGUGGCUGAAAGGGCUGGUGCGUGCAUGGACUGUCACUGCUGGAUAUCUGCUAGAUCUGCACUCUUACCUGCUUGGAGACCAGGAGGAGAGUGACAACAAUGGAAACCAGCCAGCCAAUAACAACCACCAACAGAUCCGCAACAACGCCAUCCCUGCUGUCGGGGAGGGGUUGCAUGCAGCCCACCAGGCCAUCCUGCAGCAUGGAGGUCCUGUGGGCUUCCAGCCCUACCAUCGGCCUAUGAGAUUCCCCUUCAGGAUCGUGCUGCUGAUAGCAUUCAUGUGUGUGACCCUUCUGGCAGCAAGUCUUGUUUGCCUCACAUUACCUGUGUUUGCAGGUCGCUGGUUAAUGUCAUUCUGGACGGGCAGCACCAAGAUCCAUGAGCUGUACACAGCAGCCUGUGGCCUAUAUGUGUGUUGGUUGUCCAUCCGUGGUGUCACUGUCCUGUUGGCCUGGAUGCCUCAGGGUCGCACAGUCAUUCUACACAAGGUCCAGGAGUGGUCUCUCAUGAUCCUGAAGAGCCUUAUCGUGGCUUUGCUGGUAGCAGGGGUCAUUCCACUGCUCCUUGGCUUACUCUUUGAGCUGGUAAUUGUGGCCCCCCUCCGUGUCCCACUGGACCAGACGCCGCUUUUCUAUCCCUGGCAGGACUGGGCCCUCGGAGUACUCCAUGCCAAAAUUAUAGCUGCCAUCACUCUCAUGGGUCCCCAGUGGUGGCUGAAAACAGUCAUUGAGCAGGUCUACGCAAACGGAAUCCGUAACAUCGACCUUCACUUCAUUAUCCGGAGGCUUGCUGCUCCAGUCAUUACUGUCUUGCUCUUGUCUCUCUGUGUACCUUAUGUCAUUGCUGCUGGUAUUGUUCCAAUUAUAGGAGUCACCAUGGACAUGCAGAACCUGGUGCAGCGGCGGAUCUACCCCUUCUUGCUCAUGGUGGUGAUUCUCAUGGGCAUCCUCUCCUUCCAGAUUCGCCAGUUCAAGCGUCUUUAUGAGCACAUCAAGAAUGACAAGUAUCUGGUUGGACAAAGGCUUGUAAACUAUGAGCGCAAGGCUGGCAAAACGAGUAUGGUCCCACCCCCCAGCUCCCCGCAACACUAGAAUAUACUGCGUGCUGCAUCGAAAAAAGGCCACCUCAUUGGCCCCACGUUUUCUCUGUCUGCAUCUCUCCAUUCUGGGUUCUGGCACCAUGCUCCGCUUCACCUGUGCUUUUUUUUUUUUUUGUCAUGUGCUUUGUAAGA